GCCCCCUUCCUUUCUUAUUUUCAACAUCUUCUGUUCUACUGAAUGUACAAGUAAACCUGCCCCUCUAAAGAUCUUUCCAGCUUUCCUGCCACUUUUUCCUCAAACCAGAAUUAUAAAAAUUGCCGUCCCUUUUCUUUCUCCCAGCAGACCAGUACAGAGCUCAGGCGGCGCCAAACUUUCUCCAGGGAAACUGUAUGAGGAGAAGGUUGUGUGGUUUGAGGUCUUGCUUUAAUUAGUCCCUGUUUGUCCUUGGUGAUAUUUUUUCUCUGGAAACUUAUAGUGGGAGGUUUAGCAAGGAGGUGUAGCCCCAGGUUUUACGGAUUCCUUAGAGCUGUUUUUUUUUCCUUAGGAACAUAGCAGUAAUUAAAGCAGCUUGUUUAUGUUGAUGUAACACAUAACUCACCAUUGACUGUGCACUCCUUGGUUCAGGAUAUAUAAAAGCGGGGCAUGGUUUUUCCAGGCUCCAGAGCUGUUUUCAUCGAAGCCUUGUACAAUCCUUAUUUCUCUUGGUACACCCCAAAAAAAUGAUGCCAUUUAUAUCUCAGUAUUUUGGUCACCUGAUUUUAUACACCUUCCCUCAGAGGGAAACUACAGUCUUGAAAGUGUGCUUUGAAAUACAGUUCAUUCUGUGAGGCCACUGCUGAGCUGAUGAGUAAUGAACCCCCAAAGGAACUGGCAGCAAAGAUUUUCUUAAUAUAGACUGAUUACUAAAACACACCGGUAGGCCUGAUAGCAAGAACUUGCGUCUAAUUUUUUCUCUCUGGGGUUGAAGAAGAUUCAGAUGUCAAAGGCUUCGGUAUAAUUGCUGAAGUUUUCCUUGCAAUCAGGACAUGGAGGAACAAAGUUGUUUUUGUGGACUGUGAAAUGAGAUAAUUCAGAACACCGAUGGAAGGAUGAAGAGUGACUUAAGUCCUCCCUCAGCAGUGUGACUGACUGGUCUGAGAAAGGAAGUGGGAUCUGGUUGGUAUAGAAUGGGGAAUGUUAAUGAAAAACAAAAAGCUUGGAAACAGAGCAACCUGUGCCUCUGGAAACAAGAUUCUCAGCGCUCUCAUCUCUCCUCCUUCACCAUGAAGCUGAUGGACAAAUUUCACUCACCGAAAAUCAAGAGAACACCAUCAAAGAAAGGAAAACUAGCCGAUGUGCCUGUGAAAACCCUUGAGAAACCUGUGAACAAAGAGGCCACAGACAAUUUUCUACCAGAGGGCUACCCUCCUCCCUUGGAUCUGGAUCACCAAGCAGUACAAUUUAUGUCCACCAGUGCUGUGGUUCCCAGGUCUCAGAGGCAGAAGAAUCUCAGCUGGCUGGAAGAGAAAGAAAAAGAGGUUGUCAGUGCCUUGCGCUACUUUAAGACCAUUGUGGACAAAAUGGCUAUUGACAAGAAGGUGUUGGAAAUGCUUCCAGGCUCAGCCAGCAAGGUCCUGGAAGCCAUCCUACCACUAGUGCAGACCGACCCUCGCAUUCAGCAGAGCUCGGCCAUCUCCUCUUGCUACAGCCGGGUAUACCAGAGCCUAGCCAAUCUCAUUCGCUGGUCAGAUCAAGUGAUGCUGGAAGGUGUAAACUCAGAAGAUAAAGAGAUGGUGACAGAAGUGAUUAAAGCUGUUCUGGAUGGAGUGAAGGAGCUUGUCAGACUCACAAUAGAGAAGCAGGAGCAUCCAUCCCCAACAAGUCCCGUUAAGCCCAGUUCACCAGCCUGCAAGCCUGACAGCCAACCUGAGCUCCCAUUGACUGAUCGAGAAAUGGAGAUUCUCAACAAGACAACUGGUAUGUCCCAGUCAACAGAGCUGCUGCUUCCUGAUUCCACCGAUGAAGAGGUUGCUCCUCCUAAGCCCCCCCUCCCUGGCAUCCGAGUGGUAGAUAAUAGUCCUCCACCAGCAUUACCGCCCAAAAAGCGACAGUCAGCACCAUCCCCUACCAGAGUGGCCGUGGUAGCACCCAUGAGCCGGGCCACCAGUGGCUCAAGUUUACCUGUUGGAAUCAAUAGACAGGACUUUGAUGUGGACUGUUAUGCACAGAGGAGGCUGUCAGGAGGCAGCCACUCGUACGGCGGGGAGUCCCCUCGCCUCUCCCCAUGCAGCAGCAUCGGUAAGCUGAGCAAGUCUGAUGAGCAGCUGUCCUCCUUGGACCGGGACAGCGGGCAGUGCUCCAGGAAUACAAGCUGUGAAACACUAGAUCACUAUGAUCCUGAUUAUGAAUUUCUUCAGCAAGAUCUCUCCACUGCUGACCAGAUACCUCAGCAAAUAGCGUGUAACCUUAGCCCAUUACCAGAAUCUAUUGGUGAAUCUGGCUCUCCUUUCCAUGGACAUCCUUUCCAGCUCCCACCAGGCAGCUCCCCACAGCCGGAGCUCGGCAACCCCCUGCCCAUGGUGCAUCCUACGGACAUGCCUCCUGCUCUGCCUGAGAAAAAGCGAAGGAGUGCAGCCUCUCAGACCACGGACAGCUCUAGCUGUAGAGUGUCCUAUGAGAGGCACCCCUCCCAAUAUGACAAUAUCACUGAGGAUGAUCUCCAGAACUCAGCCUCCCUCCAGCCAAUACCUUUCACGCCAUUCGCUGCUGUCCUUCCCUUCCAGCAAGGGGGCUCCUCGGCCCCUGUUGAGUUUGUGUCUGAUUUUGCUGCUCCUGAGUCGACAGGUGACCCCGAGAAACCACCCCCGCUACCUGAGAAGAAGAACAAACACAUGCUGGCCUACAUGCAGCUCCUCGAGGACUACUCGGAGCCACAGCCUUCUAUGUUCUACCAGACGCCCCAGAAUGAGCACAUCUACCAGCAGAAAAACAAACUGCUCAUGGAGGUCUACGGCUUCAAUGACUCAUUCACCCAGGAGCUGGCCCCACCCCCUGCCCUGCCCCCCAAGCAAAGGCAGCUGCAGGCCUCCUAUGCUGCCUCUUCCUUCUCUUCUGUCUCCUACUGUGUCCAGCCAACUAAAGUGCCCUUCACGCCUGAGGACACCAGUGCCACUCAGGGCCUCGGUAUGUCCAUCUCUAACUCCUUUCUCAGCCGGCACAGCUCCUUCCCUGUGCACUCGUAUAAAUCUGUGUUUAGGUCCUACUCCCAGGACUUCAUGCAUCACAACCAAGCUUCCGUUCCACCUUUCCUCUCGUCUACCUCCUCUUCCUCUCCACAUUUCCCACCUGUCCACCAGUCUCAGAGCUCUGACCUAGCAGUGCCAACCACAGCCAGCCUGCCUCCCAGCACUGUGGAUGGGCCCAAUUCCUGUUCUCAGGAGAGCAACUUGAAUGGGAAUUCUGUCUACCUUCCUUCUGAAACCUCUUUCACUGAUUCCCUCCAGACGCCUUCGAGUGAAAACGCCAGUGAGGAUGCUGGUGAGGGUGAAUAUGUCAAUCUGUAUUCCUCUGGCCAAAGCAACGGGGAACUCCCUCAUUCUGAAGGAGAAUCACCAGCUACAAAAGAUGGACACCCCAAAGAUUCUUCCUCACAUGGUGGUACCCCUGGAAAAGAAAACAGAGAAGGUGGUGAGAGGCAGCUGAAGUCCCCGGAUGGUUUGGAAUCCACCCAGUCAGAGGAGGAAGUGGACGAGCUCUCCCUGAUUGACCAUAAUGAAAUUAUGGCCAGGUUGACAUUGAAGCAAGAGGGCGAUGAUGGGCCAGAUGUCCGUGGGGGAUCUGGGGACAUAUUGCUGGUUCAUGCAACGGAGACCGACAGGAAAGACUUGGUUUUGUACUGCGAAGCCUUUCUGACAACCUACAGGACGUUUAUCACCCCUGAGGAGCUCAUCAAGAAGCUGCAGUAUAGAUAUGAGAAAUUCUGCCCCUUUCCUGACACAUUUAAGAAGCGAGUCAGCAAGAAUACUUUCUUCGUGCUGGUGCGGGUAGUGGAUGAGCUGUGCCUGGUGGAAUUGACAGAAGAGAUUCUGAAGCUGUUGAUGGAGUUGGUUUUUCGGUUAGUGUGCAGUGGGGAGCUGAGCCUUGCCCGGGUCCUCCGGAAGAAUAUCUUGGACAAAGUGAACCAGAAGAAGAUGCUAAAGUGUGCCAACUCUGACCAGCCCCUGGCUGCGCGAGGAGUGGCUGCCAGGCCCGGGACUCUGCAUGACUUCCACAGCCAUGAGAUCGCCGAGCAGCUGACGCUAUUAGAUGCUGAGCUCUUUUAUAAGAUAGAGAUCCCAGAAGUUUUGCUCUGGGCCAAAGAGCAGAACGAAGAGAAAAGCCCUAAUUUGACACAGUUUACUGAGCACUUUAAUAACAUGUCCUACUGGGUUCGUUCAAUAAUCAUGCUGCAAGAAAAAGCCCAGGACAGAGAACGUCUGCUUCUGAAAUUUAUCAAGAUCAUGAAGCACUUGCGGAAGUUAAAUAAUUUCAACUCCUACCUGGCCAUCCUUUCAGCUUUGGACUCAGCCCCCAUCCGAAGGCUGGAGUGGCAGAAACAAACCUCAGAGGGCCUGGCGGAGUACUGCACUUUGAUUGACAGCUCUUCCUCCUUCCGGGCCUACCGGGCAGCUCUCUCCGAAGUGGAACCUCCCUGUAUCCCAUACCUGGGCCUGAUUCUGCAGGACCUCACCUUUGUUCACCUCGGAAACCCAGACUACAUUGAUGGGAAAGUGAAUUUUUCCAAACGUUGGCAGCAGUUCAACAUCCUGGACAGUAUGAGGUGCUUCCAGCAGGCACAUUAUGAGAUCCGAAGAAAUGAGGACAUCGUGAACUUCUUCAACGAUUUCAGUGACCACCUGGCCGAGGAGGCCCUAUGGGAACUCUCUCUCAAAAUCAAACCCCGGAAUAUAACGAGGCGAAAAACAGACCGGGAAGAGAAAACCUAGGAGGAGGAGCAGCGAGCGAGAUAAUCGCUCAAGAGACACACAGAAGGCAGCUAUAAGACUGGAAUAGACAUUUGAGCCUGUUACUGGACAACUCACCCCAGCGGCAAAAGAGGAUUCUCCACCCCACCGACACCCCUAACCCCCAGGUCUGCGAAUGCCCGAUUCUCAGAGCCAAAUAGCUUGUGCUUGGGCCUCCUGCCCAGUUGGACAGCAGCCCCAGAGCCCCAGGGCCAGCCCUGCCAGCCAGUGCAGGGAAUUCUCCACGUCCACUUCCAUUUCCCCCAGAUGCAGUCAGAACUUCACUCCAUACCUAUAGGGAAGGAACUCCAAGCAGAUCUCGUACAGUCUUUGUGCCUGCUUUGUGACCUGGUAUGUUCCUUUUUGGAUGAACGACGGAUUGUUUUCAAGUCCUGUUUUUACUCUGUGGCAAUGGUCGUCCCAAGCUCAGGCAGCAGAAUGAGGGAGGGGUGCCCCUCCCCACCUUGCGUUUCUUUGGCUUUCCAGAAAGGACAGUAGGGGCAAAGCAGCCUCCACACCUUUGGUGGUUAGGAAGGGUCUGGUUUCUGUGGGGAUUGUCUUUGGAAUGUGUGCACAGGCUGAGGAGAGAAUUAAAGAGAGACUUUCCCAAGUAGUCACAGUCUCCCUAGGCCUGCAGAGGGGCUGCCAUCUAGCCAAGAACUGUGGUAUGUGUGCCAAGGUAUCAUCUCUUUCCCGUUCCCAUACUUGGCUCUUUAAAAGCGGAGGGUGUCAGACACCUCUCUCUUGUCCCUGUACAUGGUCCUGCACCUCCAAAAGGCUGCUGUGGUCUGGGAUUCCCUGGACCCUGGACUUCCUAGUGACAAUACCAGGCCCGGCUUCCUGAGGCAUGGAGUGCUGUUGGAUUAUAAAUCCUACUUUUUAGUUCCCAUCCGUUGCCACCCCCUUCAGGUGCAGGAGCAAAUAUCUGUGAGAAAAGGGAUGCCAGGAUGGGAAAGUCCAAGAAGUUCUGAUCUAAACAACGAGGCCUUGGAGAGGUAGACUUGGUCAGAUGCAGGGGAAGGGGUUAUUUGGUCAGAUGGACAGAAAGGGAAACUCCACUCACUCCCCCAACACCCCCUUAAUACUGUAUCACCGUCCCACACCUCAGAGGCGCCUCUUCACUUACUGAUUCUUAUGGCGCUUCCUUUAAAAGCCAUGCGCAGAGUCAAGGAGAGGGGCUUGGAGUAAGGCAGGGCUUUACCAUUAGAGAAAGAAAUUCUGGAUCAACUUCAGUUCUUGGAGGCUCAUUUUCUGGAAUGAGGGAAGAUUGUCUUGGCUCGCAGAAUCUGAUUGGAGAAGGAGGAAUAGGUAUGAAGGAUGUUUCUCAUAUUCUGUUUCUCUCUUCCCUGAUUUGCUGCCAGCCAGCUUGGUAUCCUUCCAUCUCUGGAGAACCAUAAGCCCCGCUGAUCCCGACUUCUGUUCCCUCAUCUGUUUAGUGCGUGCCUUAAACUUCACCUUCCAUCCUCUCUCCACUUCUCUUACCAUUUCCUUUUUCUGGAAUACUCCAAGGCCUCUUGGGGUGACUCCACUUGGUCUGGUCCCAACAAAGCCUUUCUGCCAGGAUUACGUCAUAUAUUGAAUCAACUUUUUGUCUUUCUUUAGGAAGAAUUCUAUUUCUCAACAAGACUCACUUUAGGUGAGCCCCUUCCCUAUAUAAUAGAGAGGAAGAAGGCAUGGCUUUGGAAAGAGCCAUGGCUGCAGGACGCAGGGUCCCAAACUGGCCAUCUCACACAUCAGGCUUCUCAUCAUCUUUGUGGUUUUUCUUUGAAUCCACAUUAAUACUCCUUCCAUGCUGCUUAUGGAAGACACAGUUGGCUGCAUAAUUUGACAAUCCAGCAAAGACCUUGAGGAAGGGAAUAUGCAGACUUAUUUUAGGAGAAUGUUAGACUCCCUGUGGGGGUGGAGGGGCCAGUAGAGGUGAUGGAAACCCUUUUGGUGAGACAGAACCAAGGGCUUCACCGUGAAGGGAGUAAAAUCUUUCAGCAGUAGCUUCAUGUAAUGUUCCCCCUCCCUGAUGGGACAUGGUCUAGCAGUUGUCUGGGGCCUUUGCUGCUUGCAGCCCCAGUUUUAACAUGAAUGGAACAAAUUCUUAAAAAUUAACAUCUGUUGAUUAUUUAAACAGAUGUGGGAAUUUUGUUUUGUUUAGAGACAACCCGGACGCUUCAUUUUGCCGUCCACAUGGGCCUUUUGGCAUCUUUUGUCAAGAAGUCUUUUUUUUUUUCCUGUAAAUAGAGAGAAGAGAAAAAAGGAAUCUGUGAAAAGUUGGGCAGGUCAAGGGCUGGCCAGCAGCCAAGGGCUGUGGUUCUGAAAGAGUCACUUUAUUAUUUAAAGCGUGCAUUCUAGUUUAGAUGGCUCAUUAACAGUAUUGUUUGUGUGAGUUGUUUCUUUUUGUUCUGUUUUCUUUUUCUAAGUCGUCCUUUCAUUUCAACCUUUUUCCAGCUUCAUUCCCAUACCUGCCUCUGGACCCUUGGCUUUGGGGGGGAAGGGUUGCCCAUGGAAUGUUGGAGUGUGCCUGCAUGUGUGUGCACACAUGCUCAAGUGCUCAUGGGUGCUUGUGAAACAAAUAGGUGCUUAGUGGGGAAGGGGAGGUCCCACCUUUGGGUCCUGGAGUGUAAGGUGACCCCUGGGGUUCAGGAAGGGCUCUAGCCAUCAGUCUCUGUGCUGGCUGGCCCUGGCAUGUUGUUCUGGGGUUUCUUCUUCAAAAAUAAAACCCCAAAUACCGCCCCGCCCCACCCCAGUCAACCCCAGCUACAACUCAUUCUUGUUGCUGGUCUUACUUCCCCAGCACUGAGUGAGGGCUUCCCCUCUCCUCGCCCUCCCAGUCUGGAUGGAACCAUUCAUCUGGGCCUCCCUCUGAGUGGGCAGGGAGGCCCUGCCCCCGUCCUGGCCCAGAUUGUUUUCUUGGAGCACUGUAGGGGGCGGAGGAGGAGGAGAAAGAGGGAAAUGUCUUUGCUCGUGUCUCCAAAUGAACUGGCUGAGACUGCCCAGGAUACAGUCGCUGCAGGGUGACGAGUCAAGCAGGUAGCACCCUGUCCUCCCACCACCUCCUUGUCUUUGCUAUUUGUGGUCUGAGCCGAGUGCCUUGGCGAGCCCAAGAUGGCUCAUCUGAGCUGUCAGAGGUGGAAAGGGAUCCGCUCUAGGUGUCCCUGACCCGUGGCCCAUUGCAUGAAUUCAGAGUGAGGUGCAGUAUUUUUAAUUUAUUGGUGAAGAUUUGGGCCUUCCCUAUACCUCACCGUCAGAGUCCCCCUUCCAGCCUCUACCAUUCUCUAGCUCAGGGCCACAGACCUGGGAUCGCCUUCCAUCUCUCAUUUCUUCCGGAGGGGAGUGCUACCUACUAGGACAGAAAGGCUCAGGGUUCAUUGCCUUUCCAUACAGAAAGGGGGGGUCUCCUCUGCCACCUACGAGUGCCAGGCAGGGGUGGCCCAGGGCCAACGGGGAGCCCAUGUUUGAGCCGGAAGCCCCUUUAGAGCCUCCCUUCUUCACCCCCUGCCCCCCUCCCCCGUGUUACAUUGUACUAUAUAACCCCUACUAACCCAUCCCAAUAGCGACAUCUCCCUGCAGACAUUUCAAAUGUGUAACUUUUAUAUUAAAGAAAAAUAAAUACAGAUGAAAGCCCCCAGCCUAACGAUCAUGUUUACAGUGCAUCAGUGCAUGCAGCCGUGUGUGCGAGAUUAAAGUGACAAUCAAACACA
Monodelphis domestica (gray short-tailed opossum) is the source of this 8479-nucleotide messenger RNA. It is a transcript of the gene RAPGEF1, whose product is annotated as Rap guanine nucleotide exchange factor 1. Gene Ontology annotation, molecular function: guanyl-nucleotide exchange factor activity. Gene Ontology annotation, biological process: Ras protein signal transduction. NCBI's taxonomy places the organism in Eukaryota, Metazoa, Chordata, Mammalia, Didelphimorphia, Didelphidae. Gene Ontology annotation, cellular component: plasma membrane. The record is from RefSeq and is a predicted model, not a curated record.